AAAACAACAACAAUAACAACAACGUUAGUGUCCGUGUGAUUGGGUCAGACACAAACAGAGAACAAAAUCAGAUUUUGAGAAAGACAGACCCAAACAACACAAAAAUGGUCUCUAAAACCCCACCAACACAGAACAACAAUAUGUUAGCUGUUUUUGAUCCUGUGCUAAUCAGACAAACACUCAACAAGGUGGAUCAAUGCAUGAAUCGGCUACAAGAACUUCAGUUCACUGUGUCUGGUGGAACAAAGUUGGUUUCUGGAGUCAAUCUUAGCCCUCGCAGUACCAGAACUUAUCUCAGAACAAGUCUAAGGUGCAAGCAAGAAUCUAUUAGGAUCAAGAAUAGUGCACAAAAAACAUCUCCACUGGGGAAGUUUCCCAAACCAGCUAAUUUAGGAGGUGAGUGGAGGCAAAUGUCAUUGCCUGCAAUGCUUGUAGGUGAAACUGUUGCAGAAAUUUUACAGGCGAGUCAAUUUACUAGACAAAUAGUUUCUGUCGACAGUGCAAAAUUCUCCACCGAGGAACCGAAAACACCACUAUCCCAACCCUCAAACAAGAAAGCAGACCCUGAAAACUUACAGCUCAUUGCUAAAAGAAGGAAGGAAAAGCAAAAUAAACAACAAUCUGAUUUGUCACCAUCACCACCACUUCAAGGAGUGCGUUCGAGAAUCAACUUCAAGGUUUCUCCUCCAGUAAAAGUAAGAGACUUUGAUAAAGAGAAAGAGAAUAACAAGUAUUUAGCAAAUAGGGUAUCUCCAAGGAAUAGGCCAUGGGAAAGAAAGACAGUACUAUUCCCUAACCCUUUGUUUUCUUCUUCCACUUCUUCUUCUUCUUCUUCACAUCAACAAAAAAUUUGCAAGACAAGAUCACCUGUCAUAUCAAGAAAUAGAGUAGCAACAACACCACACAAGUUUCGGAUCAAAUCGCCACAUAAGUUUCUGAUCAAUUCACCAAAUAGAGUAACACCACCAUCACCACCACCCAAGUUUCGGAUCAAAUCGCCACAUACGUUUCUGAUCAAAUCACCGAAUAGAGUAACAACAACAACACCACCCAAGUUUCGGACCGAAUCACCACAUAAGUUUAUUAAUAAAUCACCAAAUAGAGUAACAACACCAUCACCACCACCCAAGUUUCGGAUCAAAUCGCCACAUACGUUUCUGAUCAAAUCACCGAAUAGAGUAACAACAACGCCACCACCCAAGUUUCGGACUGAAUCACCACAUAAGUUUAUUAAUAAAUCACCAAAUAGAGUAACAACACCAUCACCACCACCCAAGUUUCGGAUCAAAUCGCCACAUACGUUUCUGAUCAAAUCACCGAAUAGAGUAACAACAACAACACCACCCAAGUUUCGGACCGAGUCACCACAUAAGUUUAUUAACAAAUCACCAAAUAGAGUAACAACACCACACAAGUUUAGGAUUGAAUCACCGCAUAAGUUUCUGAGCAAAUCACCACCUUCACCCAAGAGAACUACAAGAUUAAACUCUCCAAAGAGAUGUGGUGCUGCAUCAAAGAGAUGCGGUGCUGCAUCAAAAUCGAGUCGACCUAUCUCUCCUUCUAGAUUGACUGCACCAACAAAGAACAAGAGAAGUGUGCAGAAAAGUGACGGAUUAACGUGUUUGAGUUCUCCUCCAAAGAGCAAGAAAAGUGAUGGAUUGGUGUGUUUGAGCAACAGUUCUCCAAAGAGAUCCGCUCCAUCAAAAUUACAUGGAUCUUUCUCUCCCUCGAGACUUCCAACAAGACUAGUUUCACCACUGAAGAGCAAGAAAAAUGUACAGAAAGUUGAUGGCUUAGUUAGUGGAUCGAAACAACGGCCAGCAACAACAGUGCAAUUGCCUGGUCCAAGAUUUAAGCACAUCUUGUGAUAUAUAUAUAUAUAU
Messenger RNA from Trifolium pratense (red clover), 1883 nucleotides. Its product is annotated as probable microtubule-binding protein TANGLED. Gene Ontology annotation, molecular function: microtubule binding. The transcript is spliced from 4 exons. NCBI's taxonomy places the organism in Eukaryota, Viridiplantae, Streptophyta, Magnoliopsida, Fabales, Fabaceae. The record is from RefSeq and is a predicted model, not a curated record. Gene Ontology annotation, biological process: regulation of phragmoplast microtubule organization. The coding region runs from base 105 to 1868 and encodes 587 amino acids.